Molecule: messenger RNA, 1394 nt
Organism: Pantherophis guttatus
Lineage: Eukaryota; Metazoa; Chordata; Lepidosauria; Squamata; Colubridae
Source: RefSeq, a predicted model, not a curated record
AUGGAGAAAUUGCGCGCCUCCCCUCUUCCUCGUUCGGGGCUCUCCAAAGGCCCAUCUGCUGCUGCCAGAUCUGGAGGAUGAAGACUGAAGAGGCCCCCUCUUGUCUGCAGCAGGCCAUGCCAGUCCUGGGCUAUGGCUCGGAAUCGAAAAUGCGGGAGGUUUGCGCUGGUUGCAACACCCCAAUCUCAGAUCGCUUCCUGCUGCGGGUGAAUGAGCGCUCCUGGCAUGAGGGCUGUGUGAAGUGUGCUGCUUGCCUCCAGCCUCUCUCAGGCACAUGCUAUUGUCGCAACAGGCAGCUCUACUGUAAGCAUGACUAUGAAAAGCUCUUCCAGACCAAAUGCAGCGGCUGCCUCAAAGCUGUGGCUCCUUCUGAAUUCAUCAUGCGGGUGCUGGAGAACGUCUACCACGUCCACUGCUUCUCCUGCUGUGAGUGUGAGCGGCGGUUGCAGCGCGGAGAUGAGUUUGUGCUGAAGGAAGGGCAGCUGCUUUGCCGCAGCGACUAUGAGAAGGAGAGAGAAAUGCUAAGCGCCAUCAGCCCUGCACCCACUGAGUCAGUGAAGAGUGAAGAUGAGGAUGGGAGCCACCCACAUGGCAAAGGAGGCGAGGAAGGCAAGGACCACAAGCGCUCCAAACGCCCACGCACCAUCCUUACCACGCAGCAGCGACGGGCAUUCAAGGCCUCCUUUGAAGUCUCCUCAAAGCCCUGCCGAAAGGUGAGGGAGACAUUAGCAGCUGAAACUGGUUUGACUGUCCGUGUAGUCCAAGUCUGGUUCCAGAACCAAAGAGCCAAGAUGCAUCCAAACACCUCUUUGCAGAUGAAAAAGAUAGCCCGCCGGCAGCAGCAACAACAGCAGCAGCAGCAACAGGAACAAGAGCAGUUGGGAAAUCCCCGUCUAGGGACGGGGAGGGGAAAUGGACGCAGCAGCAGACAGAGCAAUGAGGACAGCGAAGAUAGUGCCAGUGUGCAUGGAAUAGAUGGGCUCAUGGUACCCUACUCCAGGAUUGCCCAGCAGCAGCUGCUUCCCUUGGAUCAGAACAGCUACAGCACAGACUUGUACCGGCAAGGACUCACCCCACCCCAGUUGCCAGGAGAUCAUCUUCAUCCAUACGAUUCGGAAGGUGUUUUCCAUGACAUGGACAGCGACACGAUUGGCCAUUUGGGCGACUGCCUGCUGUCUGCGGCUGAGGCCAACCUGCUGCAAACUCGAGUGGGCAACCCUAUCGACAGGCUGUACUCCAUGCAAAACUCCUAUUUCACCUCCUGACCCUUGGUUCUUCCACCUGAUAUGAGCCGCUCUGGGUGUAGAAGGGGGUAAAAUGGCAUGGAGGGGCAAGACCAAUCCAUUGGGCAGAACUCUUUGGACCCUGUAACACUAAUAAGGCAUGUGAGGCUG